Messenger RNA from Amoebophrya sp. A25, 609 nucleotides. Lineage: Eukaryota; Dinophyceae; Syndiniales; Amoebophryaceae. The record is from the annotation of a GenBank genome assembly.
AUGCGCUUUUUUUGUGAAAGGAAACCACUACAGUACGUACUAAUUUUUUCAAAAUUUGUACCAAAGGAAAACAGCAUGCAUAGUACGCCACCAGUGUGUUAUUCUUUCAUUGUGAAAGGCCAGUCAUUGUCAUAUGAUUCUCGAGGAGCCGAUGUUUAUAAACACGGAAACUAUACGGAUGUUUAUGAACACGGAAACAACUAUACAAAUGUUGAGGAACACGUCCUCUACGGAUCGCAUCACUCCUUCUUGCGGCUGUGUUUGACGCGUCGCUUUCGCUUCCAAUCGCGAUGGUUUCGGUUCCGGUUUUUUAGCCAUCAUCCCGGAGCCGAAAUUGGAAUCUACACACGGCCCAAGUACAAAGGACGCAGCGGUUGCAGUGAUCGCGACAGUGCAGUGGAUUUUUUCCAGUGGUUGCAGAGUGGAUUUCUAAAAAAUCUAAAGUCAGUGGAGUACCUGUCCACCGAGAGCGAAGCUUACGGUAUCAAAGAAGAGAGAGCGAGAGACCGCUCAGUCAGUGUGACACGAAGGAGAGAACGUGUCUGUACGAGGGUAGAGGUCGGAAAGACGGAUGAAGCCCGUAAGAUUGACGUUCUAAGAUGGAAAUAA